This is a messenger RNA of Orussus abietinus, 1661 nucleotides long. Its product is annotated as E3 ubiquitin-protein ligase ZNRF2. The transcript has 4 exons. The record is from RefSeq and is a predicted model, not a curated record. Lineage: Eukaryota; Metazoa; Arthropoda; Insecta; Hymenoptera; Orussidae. The coding region runs from base 335 to 967 and encodes 210 amino acids.
UGUCGGGGGAUGUUUUGCGCGACGACCCGCUGCUAUACUCUCGGACGAAAUGACUUGCUUGUCGUGGCGAGCGCUUGCUAAAUUUCGGCCUAAACUAAAUUCCAGAGUGCUGUAAGGACUCCCGCGAGUGUGAAAUAAACUUCUGGAUGUGCCCCCUUUGAGGUACAACAGUCAAGAGGGCAGCCCUCCGGUAACGGUGGAAGUACGCGCGGACUGCUCACCGAGUUUGGGACGAAAAAAAUUUAAUUGCAUAUACCCAGUGGGACCGCUCAAAAAAAGAGGAUAACUAGGAACGAGGAUUCUCUUCAGACAGUUGCUCAGUACAGGACCUGGAAUGGGAGCAAAAACGAGUACCGUAUCACACCCUACUGGGGGCAACGGCCAAUCCUCAACAGGAACGGAUGAGGAUCCGAUGCAGGGUUUCUCAAUGUUACGUUCUCUACCGGGGGCGAUGCUGCAGUCUCAGCACCAACAAGGAAGCCAGUCGCAGACUCCGAGAGUAGCAGGAGACAGUAGACAAAGAGCUCGCUCGCUGAGUUCCGUUCCGGACCUCUCUUCUGGAGAACAAGGACCCAUCGCUGCCUCGGUAGGCGUUUCGGUUGGACAGGCCCUAGGCCUUGCACAACUUGACUUGGAUGAUGCCGACGAAGACGGAGGUCGAGUCUACGCUGCCCAUAGCUUGCCUGCCCAUAUUUGGGCCCUCAAUGGUCUCAAGUGUCCUGUGUGCUCCAAAUUCAUCCUACCCAACGAUAUCGAAUGUCACCUGGUCAUGUGCCUGACCAAACCACGUCUCAGUUAUAAUGAGGACGUACUAGCGGACAAAAAAGGGGAAUGCGUCAUUUGUUUGGAAGAGUUGCAACCCGGAGAUGUGAUAGCUCGUUUACCCUGCCUCUGCAUAUAUCACAAAAACUGUAUCGACAAGUGGUUUCAAGUGAACCGCAGCUGCCCUGAGCAUCCUGGUGACUGAUUUGUACUUGCCAAUACAGGGAAAAAUCAUGAAACAAAAAUUUUGGCCCGUGCGUUGCUGGCGUCGGCGGGACACGGAACGGAGGAAACGGCAGAAAUAAAAAAAAAACUAGUCAAGAGUGCCGCUAGUCCGCGAUGGUGAUUCGUGUACACAGCGAUCAUUCUACCGAAUGAGACUCGAUCGAAUCGAAUGUAAGGACAGAUACCUAACUCGAUCCUUAACUCUACCGCUAAGAGAGGGACAUAAAAUCGCCAUAAGAUUCAACAAUGCAAUGCUAUUAUCUAUACGUAUAUAUAAUUAAUCUAUUACUGCUCUAUCGCUUACUAUCAAUUGUACCAUAUUUAUAAAUUUGACUUAGUUUUACAUCUUGCAGUCGAUCUAGCAUUAAGCGAGACAGUGACUAUUGGUUAAUUUUGUUUUCUUUGGAGAAGGGGGCUACAGGACGAAGCAUAGUUGAACAAAAAGGAUCUGCGUAGCGGGCGGGUGAGCUCUAUCUUAGAUAAGUUGUACUUUUAAUGAUUUUACUACCAAGACGAUGUAUCGUUUUUGUUGUUUGUUGGGGGAUGAGUGCUAGAAAGGAUAUUUUUGAUACUUUCAUAAAAGGGGGAGCCAGGAUGUAUAAGAGACUCGAGUGGAGGAUUUGUCAUAAUGCUGUUGAUGCUGUAGUAAUAAUAAAGGUUCUGAUUUAACCUUC